AUGGCUGAGGCCCAAUACCAACCCAGCCGUUACCAGCAGCAGCAGCAGCAACAACAGAGUGAUCAACAAGCUAAGUCCACUCAGAUUGUGAAGACCGCCACCGCCGUCACCGCCGGUGGCUCCCUCUUGAUCCUCGCCGGCUUAAUCUUAGCUGGCACUGUUAUUGCUCUCACCAUCGCUACCCCACUGUUUGUUAUUUUCAGUCCGGUGCUGGUUCCGGCGGUGCUCACGGUGGCGCUCUUGUCCUUGGGGUUCUUGGCGUCCGGCGGAUUCGGUGUGGCUGCGAUCACGGUGUUAGCGUGGAUCUACAGGUACGUGACAGGUAAGCAUCCACCUGGCGCUGAUCAAUUGGACACUGCACGACACAAGCUGAUGAAUAAAGCGCGGGAGAUAAAGGACUAUGGACAGCAACAAAUCAGUGGAGGACAGCAAGCUUCCUAA
Messenger RNA from Gastrolobium bilobum, 441 nucleotides. Its product is annotated as oleosin Ara h 11.0101-like. Lineage: Eukaryota; Viridiplantae; Streptophyta; Magnoliopsida; Fabales; Fabaceae. The record is from RefSeq and is a predicted model, not a curated record. The transcript has a single exon. Gene Ontology annotation, biological process: lipid storage; sexual reproduction. Gene Ontology annotation, cellular component: membrane; extracellular region; monolayer-surrounded lipid storage body. The coding region runs from base 1 to 441 and encodes 146 amino acids.